AUGAAUGCUUCGAGUAUUGCUGCAGAGUUCCAGCAGCUUGAACAAUAUGAGGUGUAUGAUACCAUUGUUCGUCGACUCGGAGGUCAAUAUUCUAUGGGGAACAAAGUGGACAGCAUCUAGGAUUUUGUUCUUCAUUAAUCGAUAUUUUGGACUCGCUGUAAUCAUUGCCUCAACCUUCUUCGACGUCCACACAAAUCCUGUUAAUGCCAUCCAUCAAUCUUAUUCACAACUACUAGAUGUAGAUGUUUCCCUGCUAGCAUAUUUGUUCACCAGUCAUGCAUUCACAAACUUCGACAUCAUUGGACUUUUUCUUGUUUUGAACAUCGAGAUUAUCCUUCUUCGAAGGCUGUUUGCUCUAUAUGACUACACAAAUGAGUUUGUGCUCUUUGGUGUAUGCGAAGAAACAAUUCCAAGCUGGUUCAUUCCAUUCUGGACUCCAAUCAUGGCCUUCGACUUCGUGAUCAUGGUACUUGCUGGCUUCAAAUCUAUGCAACAUUACAUCCAUGUUCCCAAUAAAAAUUGGUCUGGUGCUCGGUUAAUGAAGACUUUGGCACGAGACUCUUUUGUUUACUUUGCAUGCAACUUCCUUAAUUACUUGGCCAUCACAUUUGUGUUUCAUCUCGCACCACCUGAGUUCUUCCAACUAGGAGCAAGCUGGACAAUUGUGAUACCUCCAAUAGCUGCCAACCACCUGCUCAUAAAUAUGGAACAAUCUCGUUUCAGAGACACUAACUCCACUACAGACUCAAGGACUAAUGUGGAAUCUGAGUCCUCGAAGGACAUAGAGCUGACACAACGACAUGUUCAGAAUACUGCACUGCUUGCUGUUGUAUAA
Messenger RNA from Suillus plorans, 835 nucleotides. RefSeq lists its product as uncharacterized. The transcript is spliced from 12 exons. The record is from RefSeq and is a predicted model, not a curated record. Lineage: Eukaryota; Fungi; Basidiomycota; Agaricomycetes; Boletales; Suillaceae. Bases 5 to 835 code for a protein of 276 amino acids.